AUGGAGACGAUUGUGGAUGAAGCAGCUUUUGUUGUUACAGAUAAUCUCGCCCAGGCCGCAUUCUCCUCAUUUAUGAGUGCCAGGUUUCUACCCUUCAACGAAAGCCCGGGCUGCUCGCACUCGGGUGCUUUCGGAGUCCCAACAGCAUUUAAGCAUCUGCAUAUUAAUGAUGAGCUUGCGGUCUCGCUUUAUCGGAAAUCGGAUGUGCCAUGGGAGUUUGAAGACCUUGAAUCCUUGCCUGAUAGGAAUUCAGCUCUUAUGCUUGCCUCAUAUGACCGACCCCCGUCAGCAUCUCUAGGCCGUGGUCGAGGGCGCCUCUUGUCACAUCCUUGUGCUGUGAAGAUUCCCUGUGCUGUGAGUUAUUGCGAGGCCCUGAUUCCGCGACUUUUUUCUCAUGACCGCGACUCUGUUUGCGAGACUUUCUUGUUGGCUAUUCUGAGUUAUAUGUUGGAGUAUGUCGAUGGUACGGAUGUCUUGGACGAAAACAAGCAGCAAGAAGGCUACCGGAAGUUUUACGAUGCGAUCAAACUGGGAGAUCUUGCAAUGUAUUCGAUACUAAAUGAGCUCCGACUUAGUUUGAUCGAAGAGCGUCGCCUCCCAGUGAAAAAUGAUUAA
This is a messenger RNA of Penicillium hordei, 615 nucleotides long. RefSeq lists its product as uncharacterized. The transcript has 2 exons. Bases 1 to 615 code for a protein of 204 amino acids. The record is from RefSeq and is a predicted model, not a curated record. Lineage: Eukaryota; Fungi; Ascomycota; Eurotiomycetes; Eurotiales; Aspergillaceae.